Messenger RNA from Aureobasidium subglaciale EXF-2481, 1035 nucleotides. RefSeq lists its product as uncharacterized. Gene Ontology annotation, molecular function: GTPase activity; GTP binding. NCBI's taxonomy places the organism in Eukaryota, Fungi, Ascomycota, Dothideomycetes, Dothideales, Saccotheciaceae. Gene Ontology annotation, cellular component: mitochondrion. The record is from RefSeq and is a predicted model, not a curated record. The transcript is spliced from 2 exons. Bases 1 to 1035 code for a protein of 344 amino acids.
AUGGCAGCGAAAUUUGUAGCGCGAGCGGCAUUCCCGCCAGUCGAGUCUCUUCCUAGGUCCUACUUCCUCGGUCAUCAUGCAGCUGGUCUGUCAAAGAUGAACACGCUGUUGUCGCAGAUUGACCUGAUCGUCGAGUGCCGUGACUACAGAGUGCCACUAACCUCUCGUAAUCCUUUGUUCGAACAGAGUCUAGCAGGUCGCGAGCGCAUCAUCAUCUAUACCAAGCGUGACUUGGGGAGCAACAACAAGCCGCUGGACAAGGAGAGGGAAAACAUCAUUCGCAAAUGGCACAAGCCCUCUGAAGUCCUCUUCUCCGAUCACAAGGACAAAAAGGACAUUCGCAAAGUCCUCGACUUCGCUCGUCGCUACUUCGAGAACAGCACCUCUCUGACUGGAUCGCGCAUCAUGGUCGUCGGCAUGCCCAACGUCGGAAAGUCAUCCCUGCUCAAUGCACUACGGAAAGAAGGAGUUGGAAAGGGAAAAGCUGCACAUACGGGCGCCCAGCCAGGUGUCACACGAAAGAUCUCGACAAGCGUCAAGAUCAUCGACAGCACAGAGGAUGGCGAGGGCGUCUACCUGCUUGACACUCCCGGUGUCUUCAUACCAUACGUCCCUGACGCCGAAGCCAUGCUGAAGCUUGCCCUGUGCGGCAAUGUCAAAGACACCAUCAUCCCUCCUACCACCCUUGCCGACUACCUCCUCUUCCGUGUCAAUUUGAUUGACCCAAAGCUCUACAAGGAAUACUGCCCGCCUACAAACGACAUUGUUGAGCUGCUCAAUGCUAUAGCCAACAAGACCGGUCGUCUGCAAAAGGGAGGCGCGCCAGACACCGAAGCUGUUGCUCUAUGGAUGAUACAACGCUGGAGAAACGGCCUUUGGGGUCGCUUCCUUCUGGACGAGGUCUCCGAGGGUGGUUUGCAACAGAGAAUAUUCGAAGAGUCGAGUAUGGGCGGAAGUAUGAACCAGGCACGAAGAGCUGACAAAGAGGCUCGCAAACUGCGUAACAACAAGAGACAUGCCGGCACCAGCGACUGA